GAGUGAAGUUGUGUCUUAUGGGCAAAAGUUGUGUAAACGUAAGGUUAAACAUCAGUUUACUGUGUUUUGUUGAACAUUGCCUGUUUGCAUAUGUUUAGUGAUGCAGUGUUUGGGUGAUAUUGUAGUGUCAGCCGCUUGGCGGCGCUGUUCAGACAGUGGGUAGAGUUUUGAGGGGAGAGAAGGAGAGAAAAGGGAUGGGAAGUGUGUGAUGACUUGACUGAGCUGUCUUUGAACGUGACUGAAGUUAUGAGGAGAACCCAGAACGUAUUGGACUGAUUUAUUCCCUCACUCACACCCACGUCGCUUACACUGGUGGCAGCGGUGGGAUUUCCUCCUGUGGAAUAUAGUCCUUUGGGAUUCUGCUCAACUUUUUGAGUCCCUAAAGCUAUAGGCUAACGAUAGCUACGCUAACCGCUAGCUUAGCUUUAGCUUUCAGUACAGUUAGCCAGCUAGUCGUUACCAAGUCCGUUUUUUUUUGUUUUGUUAGCUUCAAGUGAGUUUAGAAACCGUGUUUCGGUCAUCUAACUCCGUCCGAGGGCUAAAGAAAAAAAUAAUAAAAGAGACGAAGAAAACUCAUCAUGUCUGACGAGGAAGCAUUCUCCACCGGUGAGCAGCGAGCCAGCACAAGCACGAGGGGGGCGUCAGCGCAAGGUGUGCCGCCAUCUAGCAGAACACAGGGAGCGCCCAGGGGCAUUCCCUUACCGCCACCAUUUCACAACGAUGGCCGUGAGUCUUUUCAACUAUGGGCUCGCCGCUAUGAGGUAAUUCAAGAGGCCCGUUACAAGGACAGUGGUGUUGACAUGAAUACAGUAUUAGCAGCUGAGUUACCCACUAGACUACCACCAGAACUGUUCAUUGUAUGGGAUAAUCUGCCCCGGGAAACUCAGGACUCUUAUACUGAAGCAAAGAAGCACUUGCAGACAGCUUUUGGCCAAAAGGAUGUAAUUGCAUCAUUUCAGACAUUCCCUAAUGCCCGGCAUAGACUACCUAAUGAAGCAAUGGAAGUUUAUGCUGCAGACGUAUGCAGGCUUGUCAAAGAAGCUUUCCCAGAUUUUGAGCACAAUGCUUCAGAGUACAUGAAAAUGUCUCGCUUCAUUGCUGGUCUGGAUCAGGAACUUCAAGUCAAAUGUCAUGAAAGAGGGGUGAAAACUUUCACUGAGGCUUUUCAAGUCGCCUCCCAAGCUGAACGGGCUCGCCAAGCAGCUAGAUUAAUAAUGCCAGUGUCCUCACCAAAUGUUACCAUCAGAGAUAUUGGCACAAUGCAGUCAGUAAAUUCAGUACGUGAAAAUGACAUUGAACUCGGGAAAACAGUUCAGAACCUCACUGCUACUGUUAAAGACUUAAGUAAGAAUAUGGAUGCACUGAGACUGAAGCUGGAUGAGCGAAGCAGGGAGCACCACCGUGACAGGCACAUGCAUGUGCGUCCUCAAAGAUCUCCCUCACCUUAUGGGAGAAGCCCAGAUAGGGAUGCAAAGGGAUGGAGCUCAGGCUACAGACAUUCCCCCUCUAGAUACUCACGUUCCAAUCAUUCUCCAGAACACUAUUCUCCUCAGAGGACUCGCCACCAUCAAGAUCACACCCAUAGGGAGCCUGACAGGUACCGACAACCUUACAGAGAUACUCACUACUCAGACCAUGCCUUUAGCCCUUAUGAGGAAAAGAGAGGGAGGCAACCCUCUCCCAGUAGACCCUACUAUGACUCUCACCGCCGAAGCCCGAGUCCCUAUGCCAAGCAUGUUUCAUUCCAAGAGUAUGGGGACCAAGGCCAAACACGACAACCAAAGGACUGGGACAGUCAGUAUCCCACUAAGAGUGGUUACAAAGAUCAUGGCAGAUUUCCACAGGGAAACGGCCGUUAGCUGAUGAUGCGGGGUGUUCAUCAGCUACUUCUCUGGAAGCCCCAGACAUCUGCCUCACUGAAAUAACAGACUGCAUCAGUACACCACCAACCCCUAGUGGUAGCACAGAUAUGACAAUCCCCCUGACUGAAAGUGUGAACAUUGAAGCCACUGUAAGUAAAGACUUCACCUCCUAUGUAAGUGGAAUUGUUGAGGGCACUGAUAUGCAUGCUAGAUACAGGUUCCACUAUUUCGUUCAUCAGUGAGGAAACCAAAAUGUCACUUCCUUCCAUAACAAAAAGACCCAUUAAAAAGAGGUUUAUCAUGUCACAAGCGGUGACUGGCCAAACUUUGGAUACAUUGGGUAUGAUAGACAUCACCUUUAAACUAGGGUCUCAAACUCUGCAACAUGAAGUGCAAGUCAUCAGAAAUGUCGGUCAAGGCUUUAUAUUAGGUUUUGACUUUCUCAAGCCUCACUGUGUGAUUCUGGAUAUGGGGAGAGGACUGUGCUAUCUGGGUGAUGAUGUCCUGCCCCUACUCAGGAAGAGUGACCUGGCACCUGCUAGUUGUAGACAGGGUACAAAACACGCCAAUGCUGACUCUAUGUCCCGUCGUCCCUUCACAUGUGAAGGCACCACCCCUAUGGUUAUAGCCAAUCAGGUGAGAUGUGUUUCCAUUCACACUCAAACAGACCCAAUAGAGUCAUCCAUGUGCACUCCAGCCACUGAGCUGGCACCCUGCUCAGAGACUUUACCCACUGCUUCGACUGCUAUGGAUUUAAUAUCACUCGUGCAGUCUGCUUCACCAGAUACUGCAGCUGUAACGGUGGACAGUUCACUCCUGAAUAUUGACAGGCAGUAUUUCCUCCAAGCUCAAAAAGCUGAUCCUGAGUUGCAAAUAGUCAGGAGCUGGGUGUUGACUGACCAUAGGCCACCAUUCUCAAACAUUAAAGCAGCCUCACCUGAAAUGAGACAGUACUGGAGAGAGUUUCCUAAACUCACCCUUGUUGAUGGUCUUUUGUGUCGCAAAGUCAGACCUCCACCAGGUGACGCUGUUUUACAGAUUGUAGUUCCUAGUAACUUGCAGAAGGAAGUGUUUCAAACUUUACAUGGACAUUCACUCUCGGGACACUUCAGUUCACAAAAGACAUUACAAGGGGCACAGAUCAGAUGCUUUUGGCCUCACAUGACACGUGACAUAACUCAGUGGUGUCUUGAAUGCACAGCCUGUGAAGCACGGCGACCACAGACACCACACCAACAGGCCCCUAUGCAAAACAUAGUCACAUCCAGGCCUUUUGAGAAAAUUGCAGCAGACCUGACGGAACUGCCACUCACACGCCGUGGUAAUCGGUAUGUACUUGUUGUAAUGGACUAUUUUACUAAGUACCUCAACUUGUAUGCCCUUCCUGAUCAACGGGCAACCACUGUGGCUAAAUGUUUGUUUGAAGAUUAUAUCAGCCACCAUGGUGUGCCUCAAAGUUUUCACACUGACCAAGGCCGUCAGUUCAACUCGGAUCUUGUCAAAGAACUGUGCAACCGUCUGGGAAUACAUAAAACGAGGACGUCACCUUAUCAUGCUAUGUUAGAUGGCAUGGUGGAACGAGCAAACAGGACCAUCAAGGACCAGUUAACAAAAUAUCUGUAUACCAGAGGAGGUGAAUGGGAUGACCAUCUACGGCAGGUUGAAUUUGCGUACAACACGACUGUUCACUCCUCCACAAAACACACUCCUUUCUUCCUGGCCCAUGGCAGAGCGGCCCACCUGCCUGCAGAUCUCCUCCUUGGAGACCCACCAGGACUUUCAAACGCCACACCGGGUACUCCAAGUAUUACUGAAACUGUGUGCUGCUUUUCACUCUGUUGCACAUAACAUUGAGGCAGCAGGUGCUCAACAAAAGCACUACUCUGAUCGUCGGAUGAAACACACAGCCUAUGAGCCAGGUGACUUAGUGUGGGUUGACCUUCCUGCCCUUGCUAGACAAAAACUGUCACCUAAGUGGACCGGCCCUUUUAAAGUUCUACGACGGCUUGACUCAGGCACAGGUGACAUUGGAGUAGACUAUGAACUUCUGGAUCAACGGGACCCUAGAGCUAAACCUAAGAUCAUUCACUACAAUCGUCUGAAACCUUAUCGUUCAGCCUGGUCAGCUGACAGACAUCCAGUUCCACCCUCACCUUCAGAACUGACUGUACCAGCAAACGGCCCAGGUCCCCCACUGCUCACUGCACUCUCAGGCUCCAGACCUUAUGUAUACAGGCACCCAAAUAAGCCCGGGUGCUCUGUGACUGUGCCUAGGGAUCAGACAAAUGUUUGCCCUCUGCCCCAGAGUGCUACUAGCACCACAACACAGGUGGGAGACAAUGUUGCCACAGGACAUUCCAGUGAACUGUCUCCGGUAAUUCAGCCUUUCACGGGAGUAAGGACUAAGUCAGGUCGUUGUGUACGUCCCCCAGUGCGUUACAGGACUGUUGAAUGAACUGUGGUCUGUGUCAUAUGCUUGAUUGAGAAGUACAAGUAAAAAAAACAAAACACUGAGAUGUUAUAGGCAAACACAAGGAAAAAAAUGUAUCCUGUUCCACUGUUCUUUGUUGUUGUUUUGCCAACGUCAUCUGUUUAUAUUGUUGUUAAGCAUAAAGUAGUGACAAUUUCAUUACACCUAUUUGGAAGCGAGGACGCUUCUUGCGUAAGGGGGGGACGAUGUGUAAGAGUGAAGUUGUGUCUUAUGGGCAAAAGUUGUGUAAACGUAAGGUUAAACAUCAGUUUACUGUGUUUUGUUGAACAUUGCCUGUUUGCAUAUGUUUAGUGAUGCAGUGUUUGGGUGAUAUUGUAGUGUCAGCCGCUUGGCGGCGCUGUUCAGACAGUGGGUAGAGUUUUGAGGGGAGAGAAGGAGAGAAAAGGGAUGAGAAGUGUGACUUGACUGGGCUGUCUUUGAACGUGACUAAAGUUAUGAGGAGAACCCAGAACGUAUUGGACUGAUUUAUUCCCUCACUCACACCCACGUUGCUUACACUAGUUUAAAUCCCAACACACACUCCAUAAGACAAAUUUUAUUUAACAUUGGCUAUUGAUGUUCCCUUGAGCAUGACACUGAACUCAGCAACACCUGGAUGACUUGGAGAAGGAAGAGUUUUGAAGUCUCUCCCGCCCCUCAGGGUCAUGUGAUUUCUUGUAAGUUGCACAAGUGAAAUUAAAUUCAACGGAGCAGGAGGAUAAAAUGGCGUCUGACGCGGGAUGGCAGUACUGGAACUGAAAGUCUUCAACGGAGCAGAGCAGAUGGAUAAAAACUGACAUCUGACGCAGGUCAGUGUUACUGGUUUACCUCUCAGACUGACUGAAGUCCACAAGAUGAGUGCUCGUGUGGAGGAAGAGGAGGACAGAGCAGAGCCUCCAGUAUCCAACGUUCUGUCUAUGAAGAGUGACCAGUACAACGAUCAUUUUACGACCUUCAGUAAUGAACCUGGACCCUCAAACACAAAACGUCAGACAGACCACAGACAGAGAGCAGAGUCCCCAGGAUCAGACUGUCUGUCUAUGAAGAGUGGCCGGUCCAUGGGUCAUCCUCCAGCCUUCAGUAAUGAACCUGGACCCUCAGACACAAAAGAGAGGGUGAGGAAGAAGAGGAGUGGUGUUUCUGUGGCGGAGCAGCUGUCCUGCUGUUCUUUGUGUCAGGAGGAUGUCCUGAAGGAUCCAGUCUCUACCAGCUGUGGACACUGGUUCUGCAGAAAGUGCAUCAACUCAUACUGGGACCAGUCUGCUUCAUCAGGAGACUUCUCAUGUCCUCAGUGUGGAAAAAUAUCCAGAACAAGACCUGGACUGCAGACAGACAGUCAGACCAUCACUGUACAAAUGAAUUUUGCUCUCCAGGAGGUUUUACAUCACCAUAAGAUCAGUCUAGGGAGGAGAUGUGAACAUGUGACUGAAGGAACUGAUGAAGCAGGAAGUGAAACCCUCCUCAACAGCAUCUACACUGAGCUCUACAUCACAGAGGGACAGAGUGAAGAGGUUAAUACCCAACAUGAGGUGAGACAGCUUGAGACAGCUUCCAAGAUGAAGACCCUCCAUGACGCUCCAAUCAAGUGUCACGACAUGUUUAAAGUCUUUACAGCCGAAGAGAAACACAAAAACUCACCGGUUAAAUCCUUACCUGACAAAAAGAAACACAUCAGAGUCGUUCUGACGAGCGGCAUCGCUGGUGUUGGAAAAACCUUCUCAGUGCAGAAGUUCACUCUGGACUGGGCAGAGGGCUUGGAAAACCAAGAUGUCAGUCUGGUGAUUCUGUUUUCAUUCAGGGAGCUGAACUUGAUGAAAGACGAGCAGUACAGUCUUCUCAUGCUGAUCCAUGUUUUCCAUCCAACAUUACAGAAGGUCACAGCAGAGAAGCUCGCUGUCUGUAAAGUUUUGUUCAUCUUUGAUGGCCUGGAUGAAAGCAGACUUUCAUUAGAUUUCAAGAACAUGACGGUCAUGUCUGAUGUCACACAGAAGUCAUCAGUCAAUGUGCUGUUGACAAACCUCUUCAAGGGGAAUCUACUUCCCUCGGCUCUCAUCUGGAUAACUUCCCGACCUGCAGCAGUGAAUCAGAUCCCUCCUACAUGUGUUAACAGGGUAACAGAAGUACAAGGCUUCACUGACGCCCAAAAGGAGGAGUACUUCAGGAGGAGAUUCAGUGAUGAAGAUCUCUUCAGCAAAAUCAUCUCACACAUUAAGACAUCUAGGAGCCUCCACAUCAUGUGUCACAUCCCAGUCUUCUGUUGGAUCACUGCUACAGUUCUGGAGCACAUGUUGACUACAGACCAGAGAGGAGAGCUGCCCAAGACCCUGACUGACAUGUAUUCACACUUCCUGCUGGUUCAGACAAAGAGGAAGAAGCACAAGUAUGAUAAGGGACAUGAGAUGAGUCCACAGGAGCUGACGGAGGCUGACAGGGAAGUUCUUCUGAAGCUGGGGAGGCUGGCGUUUGAACAACUGGAGAAAGGACACAUCGUGUUCUACCAAGAAGACCUGGAGCAGUGUGGUCUUGAUGUCACAGAGGCCUCAGUGUACUCAGGAUUUUGUACAGAGAUCCUCAAAACAGAGAGUGUGAUCUUCCAGAAAACAGUCUACAGCUUUGUUCAUCUGAGUGUUCAGGAGUUUCUGGCUGCAGUCUACAUGUACCACUGUUACACCAGCAGCAACACAGAGGUACUGAAGGCCUUCCUGGGAUACUACAGUCACUCAUCCCUGGAUGAGUUCCUGAUGAAAGCCAUGGAAAAAUCUCUCAGAAGUAAAAAUGGCCACCUGGACUUGUUUGUUCGUUUCCUUCAUGGCCUCUCGGUGAAGUCCAACCAGAGUCUCUUAGGAGGCCUGCUGGGUCAGACCGAGAACAGUCAAGAAAUCAUCCAGAGAGCCAUCAACAACCUGAAGAAGAUGAAUACUAAUGUCUCUCCUGACAGAAGCAUCAAUAUCUUCCACUGUCUGAUGGAGAUGAACGACCGCUCAGUACAUCAGGAGAUCCAAGAGUUCCUGAAGUCAGAGAACAGAUCAGAGAAGAAACUCUCUGAGAUCCACUGCUCAGCUCUGGCCUACAUGCUGCAGAUGUCAGAGGAGGUUCUGGAUGAGUUGGACCUGAAGAAGUACAACACAUCAGAUGAGGGACGACUGAGACUGAUCCCAGCUGUGAGGAACUGCAGAAAGGCUACGCUUAAGGACUGUGGACUCUCAAAGACUCACUGUGAAGUUGUGGCCUCAGCUCUGAAGUCCAACCCCUCCCAUCUCAGAGAGCUUGACCUGAGUGUAAACUCCAACCUGCAGGACUCAGGAUGGAAGAUUCUGUCUGCUGGACUGGAGAGUCCAAACUGUAGACUGGAGACUCUGAGAUUGAAGAGCUGCAGGUUGUCAGAGAUCAGCUGUGCUUCUCUGGUCUCAGCUCUGAAGUCCAACCCCUCCCAUCUGAGAGAGCUUGAUCUGAGUGACAACUCCAGUCAGGACAGUUCAAGAUCAAAGCUGCCAUUUGAUUUUCUGGAGAGUCCACACUGUAGACUGGAGACUCUGAGAUUGAAGAGCUGCAGGUUGUCAGAGAUCAGCUGUGCUUCUCUGCUCUCAGCUCUGAAGUCCAACCCCUCCCAUCUGAGAGAACUGGAUCUGAGUGACAACUCCAGUCAGGACAGUUCAAGAUCAAAGCUGCCAUUUGAUUUUCUGGAGAGUCCACACUGUAGACUGGAGACUCUGAGAUUGAGUUGGUGCAGGUUGUCAGAGAUCAGCUGUGCCUCUCUGGCCUCAGCUCUGAAGUCCAACCCCUCCCAUCUGAGAGAACUGGAUCUGAGCUACAACUACAGACUGAAGGAUUCAGGAACAAAGUUGUUGUGUGAUUUUCUGGAGAGUCCACACUGUAGACUGGAGACUCUGAGAUUGUGGGACUGCAGUUUGUCAGAGAUCAGCUGUGCUUCUCUGGUCUCAGCUCUGAAGUCCGACCCCUCCCAUCUGAGAGAGCUUGAUCUGAGUGGAAACUCCACACUGAAGGAUUCAGAAAUCAAGCUGCUGAGUGAUUUUCUGGAGAGUCCACACUGUAGACCGGAGACUCUGAGAUUGAAGAGCUGCAGUUUGUCAGAGAUCAGCUGUGCUUCUCUGCUCUCAGCUCUGAAGUCCAACCCCUCCCAUCUGAGAGAGCUUGAUCUGAGUGACAACGAGAGUCUCAACAGUUCAAGAACAAAGCUGUCCUUUGAUUUUCUGGAGAGUCCACACUGUAGACUGGAGACUCUGAGAUUGUGGAGCUGCAGUUUGUCAGAGAUCAGCUGUGCUUCUCUGCUCUCAGCUCUGAAGUCCAACCCCUCCCAUCUGAGAGAGCUUGAUCUAAGUGACAACGAGAGUCUCAACAGUUCAAGAACAAAGCUGCCCUUUGAUUUUCUGGAGAGUCCAGACUGUAGACUGGAGACUCUGAGAUUGAAGAGAUGCAGAUUGUCAGAGAUCAGCUGUGCUUCUCUGCUCUCAGCUCUGAAGUCCAACCCCUCCCAUCUGAGAGAGCUUGAUCUGAGUGACAACUACAGUCUCAACGGUUCAAGAACAAAGCUGCCAUUUGAUUUUCUGAAGAGUCCACACUGUAGACUGGAGACUCUGAGAUUGUGGAGCUGCAGGUUGUCAGAGAUCAGCUGUGCUUCUCUGCUCUCAGCUCUGAAGUCCAACCCCUCCCAUCUGAGAGAGCUGGAUCUGAGUGAAGACUACAGUCGGUACCGUUCAGAAAGGAAUCUGCAGUUUGAUUUUCUGGAGAGUCCAGACUGUAGACUGGAGACUCUGAGAUUGGAGAACUGCAGGUUGUCAGAGAUCAGCUGGGCUUCUCUGCUCUCAGCUCUGAAGUCCAACCCCUCCCAUCUGAGAGAGCUUGAUCUGAGUCACAACUACAGUCGGGACGGUUCAGAAAGGAAUCUGCAGUUUGAUUUUCUGGAGAGUCCAGACUGUAGACUGGAGACUCUGAGAUUGAAGAGAUGCAGAUUGUCAGAGAUCAGCUGUGCUUCUCUGCUCUCAGCUCUGAAGUCCAACCCCUCCCAUCUGAGAGAGCUGGAUCUGACUGACAACAAGAGUCUCAACGGUUCAGGAAGAAAGCUGCCAUUUGAUUUUCUGAAGAGUCCAGACUGUAGACUGGAGACUCUGAGAUUGUGGAGCUGCAGGUUGUCAGAGAGCAGCUGUGCUUCUCUGCUCUCAGCUCUGAAGUCCAACCCCUCCCAUCUGAGAGAGCUAGAUCUGAGAGGAAACUCCUUGAGUCCUUCAGACCAGAAGCUGCUGUCUGAUCUUCAGGAGAGUCCAGACUGGAGACUGGAGACUCUGAGGUUCUCCGAUUUUAAAGGUCAUACUGUCCCAUUGACUGGAAUCCAGAAGAUGAGAGGUUGUGUGGAGGAAGAGGACAAAUCAGAGUCUCCAGCAUCCAUCUGUGUGUCCAAACAUUAUCCUCCAGACUUCAGUGAUGAAGCUGGACCUUCAGACUUAAAGGUGGAGGACAGACGAAGCAGCGCUACACCUGACAGACAUGAAGGAUAUCUGUCUACAUCCAAUAGAACCCUUGAUGUGUCUGAGGACAACAGAGAAGAUCCGCUGAAUCCUGAUGAUCCAGAGAGAUUGAAGCAGCAGCAGCUUGCUGAAAAGAAUCUGACUGGGACAAAUCACUGGAAGGACUUCAAACCCAAAGUGCUGACUGAGUCUGCAAACAUUUCAUACAGGUUCAAGUGUCCUGGUCCAGGUGUGUUCAGGUGUUCUUUGACUGGACUGGUGUUUGUUAUGGCUCAGAAGGCGGAGCUGCUGUACAGGACUGUCCAAUGGGAUGACAGUCGCCUACAACCAGUUGGCAAGAUGGCUGCAGGGCCGCUGUUCAACAUCCAGAGUCCUGACGGUGCUGUCAGUCAGCUCCAUCUGCCACACUGUGAAACCAUGGAUGCUCCACUCCCUGAAGGUGUGCUGUCUGUCGUCCACAUCACUGAUGAUGGAAUGAGCAUCUUGCAACCGUUGGAGAUUACAGACACUCAUGUGGUUGUGAACGUCCCUCACUUCUCUGCCUUUGGCCUGGUCUGGGAUGUUGUUAAGAGGUUUCUGAACAUCACGCUACCAAUCAGUGGCCAGGUUCUGCUGUUCCUCCGACCUCUGGACGAAUGUCUUCAAAAACUCAAUGUAUUUCUGCUGCAGGACAACAUUCCUUUGACAGAGGUUGCAGCUAAACAAGGAGAAGCUCAGUACAUCGAGAUCUCCUCUGACUGUCAACUCAUCAGUGAUCAAAGUUACAGUGUUCACUGUGAACCUGAGGCAUCCACAAUACAGCCUGAGUGUGCACCAUUUCGCACAAAGUAUGGACCAAAUUUCUACCCAACAUUUGAGGUUUUGCUCUCUACAAACCAAGAGAAAGUGACUUUGAUGGUCCAAGACCAGGAGAGGACACAAGUGUGGAAACGUGUUGUGUAUCUGAGAGGUCCAAGAAGGGAAAAUCCACAGAGGACUCUCCCAGCAGGGAACAUCGUCCCAGCACAGACAGCCGAGAUGACGGAGGUGUACCUCCUCAACAUUCUGGACGAUUUAACAGAACAUGAAUUCAAUAAGUUCACGUGGUCCCUGAAGAAUCAAAAGGUGGGCGACAUUGAACCCAUCAAAGUGAGCCAGCUGGAGAAGGCAGACAGGAAGAAUGUGGUGGAUCUGAUGGUGCAGAAAUAUGAAUUUGCUGGAGCUGUGACAGUGAUGAAGAGUACUUUAAAGAAAAUCAACAGGAAUGAUCUGGUGAAGAAGUUGUCAAACAUCGGCUCAGGAGCAGAAGGUCCUGGUCCUUGUCCUGGACUUUGAGUGUCCCUGCAGGAAUGAAGCUGAUGUCUGUUCAGAGAAAGAUACUCUGAACCUGUUCUACGCAAACUGCAUAAACUCCUGGACCAUCAGGUCAUAACUGAUGAUGAAAUGGAGUUUGCCGGCAGAGAGACUCUGACUGGGCCAUGUUACUGGGAGGUAGAGUGGAGAGGAGAGCUUCAUCCAGCAGUGACUGACAGAGGAAUCAGAAGAAGAGGAGAUGACUCUCAGUGCUGCAGUCUGAACUGAUCUGAGAACAGCUCCACUGUCACACACAAAGUCAAGUCCACCAUCAUCCCUGUGUGUUCCUCUGGAUCUGACAGAGUAUCAUCAGUGUAUCUGGACUGCUCUGCUGCUACUCUGUCCUUCUACACAGUCUCUGCAGACACACCCAGACUCCUCCACUCAACCACCUCCUCCACCCUCCUCCUGGACCUGAGUCUCAGUCUGGAUUUUGGUCCAUGUGGAUCAUCUCCAGCAGAGGUUUGUUUAGAAAGACUUUCCUGCCUUUGUAUAUAAGUUGUAUAUAUGUUUUGAAUGUAUAUAAGUUUUAAAUGUCUCUUUACUUUCAGACAUGUGACCAUCUGUAUCUGUUGAAACCAGAGUGACACUGCAGAUUAUUGCAGAAUCACUUGACACUAUAACCGUUAAUUUACAGGAUUGUACAUAUCAGAGAAUAUUGACGUAUAUUAUAUAUCAAUAUAUAAUAUUGAGUAGGCUAGUAGUGUGAUGUGUGAAACAAACAUCCCUCAGGAUUAUGUGAGAUCUGUCAAAUAGAGGAAUCAGUGCAGCAUGUAAUUUUUCACUGUCAUAAAUACUCUCGAGAAGGAGAAACAUUAAAGAGGGAAAUCAGGAAGCUUGAAGUGGAAGAAAUGAGUCUAAAAAUGUAUUUGCCAUCAGGUUAGUGAGUCUAUUUCAUUAUAUGAAAGAAACUGGGCUGAUCAAAAGAAUUUAGUGUUCAGUGAAAUAUAGGAGAUGAGUCAUAACAUUUCUGAUAUGCAAGAAUGUUUGUUGCUUCACAUCUAUGAGACUCUGUGUGUUUGUUCUGUUUCAUUUAAUAAAUAAAGAUUAAACAUGACAAUUAA
Thunnus maccoyii (southern bluefin tuna) is the source of this 12211-nucleotide messenger RNA. Its product is annotated as NACHT, LRR and PYD domains-containing protein 12-like. Lineage: Eukaryota; Metazoa; Chordata; Actinopteri; Scombriformes; Scombridae. The transcript is spliced from 29 exons. The coding region runs from base 5187 to 11129 and encodes 1980 amino acids. The record is from RefSeq and is a predicted model, not a curated record. Gene Ontology annotation, molecular function: protein binding.